GUGCGACUUUGAGCUGGUUGCUGCCUCACUAAUAUUUGCUAACAACUAGCAGGAUGAAAUGAGGCACUGUUAGUCUUGCUAGUCUGUCACGAAACUAAAGCACGUUUGUCUUUUGUAUGUGUGUUUUUGUGUGAUCUUCCACAUCUCAGCGAUCGUCCAAGCGACUACACCAAGAUGCAGUUCAUGUUGCUGUUCAGCCGCCAGGGAAAGCUACGCCUUCAGAAGUGGUACUUGCCUCUCUCCGACAAGGAGAGGAAGAAGAUCUCCAGAGAUCUGGUUCAGACCAUCCUGGCCAGGAAGCCCAAAAUGUGCAGCUUCUUGGAGUGGAGGGACCUGAAGAUUGUUUACAAGAGAUAUGCCAGUCUAUAUUUCUGCUGUGCGGUGGAGGAUCAGGACAAUGAGUUGAUCACCCUGGAGAUCAUCCAUAGAUAUGUGGAGUUGUUGGACAAGUAUUUUGGCAGUGUGUGUGAGCUGGAUAUCAUCUUCAACUUUGAGAAGGCCUACUUCAUCCUUGAUGAAUUCCUGUUGGGCGGAGAAGCCCAGGAAACCUCCAAGAAGAAUGUGCUGAAAGCCAUCGAGCAAGCAGACCUGCUGCAGGAGGAGGCAGAGGCCCCACGGAGUGUUUUGGAAGAAAUUGGGCUGACAUAAACUUGACGUUGCCUGAGCAAGCAUUGGCACAACUUUGUUCUCUCCUGUUUACCGUGUCAGUGUUGUACUCGUAUGUACGUAUGUAAUCAACAUGUCUGUGCUGUAUUUCUCCAAACUGUGCUCCCCUCUGAUGUCCCGUAACUGUGGUGCCAAGUGUGGUUCAACGAUGUCUCAUCUGUAGCAGCUCCCGUAGUCAUGUCAUUUAUUGUGCAACAUCUCCGAGACCAAUGUAGCAGCAAGAACAUAGCCACAGUAUCAAUUUGUGUUGAUUCAGUCAAUUGUCCCAUCAUGUUGUUCUUCUGCUGCAUCUGAAAAAAUAGUUCCUGUAAUAAUUCAGCUUGGAGUACUCAAUUGUUGGCGGUUCAUUAUUGACAAGUGUUGUGGAAGGUUGAAAACAUGCACAUUUGAAUAACACUUUUUUUUCCGAACUUGAGCUAUUUUUCAGAAAAGCAGAAGUGCAGCUAUCAAUCGCAUGUAAUGAUCAUGAUACAAACCUGCCCAUAAACCAAACCAGUUCAAAAGCAUCCACCUAAAUGCAAUUCAGUUCAAAAUGUGUUGUUUCAGUGUAGUGUUACAUUUGUAAAUCUCAACCCAUUUUUAUUUUGUAGAGAGAGAAAUGACAGUCGGUACGUACCUAAGUCAAAAAAGUGACCCAAAUAGAAAUACCUUAUUUUCUUGACGUGAUGCUUUGGUUUACAUUUAAACACUAAAAUAUAUGACCAAAGAACUGUGUUUUACCAUCUUAAUGGUGUCUGUGGAAGUCUAAUGUGACACAAAAAGGGUAUUCAUUUCAAUCCAAUGAAAGGCACGCUCAGUUGUUCACACGCAGCAGCAAAAGCAAUUGGGAACAUCAUGUUCCUGAAGUGAAAAAAGAAAAAGUGCAACCACAUGGUGUUUAUUGGAAAAAUUCAUCUUGCC
Hippocampus comes (tiger tail seahorse) is the source of this 1566-nucleotide messenger RNA. It is a transcript of the gene ap1s2, whose product is annotated as adaptor related protein complex 1 subunit sigma 2. Gene Ontology annotation, molecular function: clathrin-cargo adaptor activity. Gene Ontology annotation, cellular component: membrane coat; AP-1 adaptor complex. The record is from RefSeq and is a predicted model, not a curated record. NCBI's taxonomy places the organism in Eukaryota, Metazoa, Chordata, Actinopteri, Syngnathiformes, Syngnathidae. The coding region runs from base 175 to 648 and encodes 157 amino acids. Gene Ontology annotation, biological process: vesicle-mediated transport; intracellular protein transport. The transcript has 5 exons.